AUGGCGACCGAAACAACCUUCGACAUUGUCAUCGCCGGCGGCGGCACCGCGGGUUGUGCUCUGGCAUCUCGACUCAAGCAAGGAAACAAGUCAUUAUCUAUCGCCCUCAUCGAGCGAGGAUCCGACGACCAUACCAACGAACUCGUCAUGAACGCUUGGGGCCGAACACGGCUGGAAGGCGCUGGCCUCGAUACACCAUACCCAACUGUGCCUCAGAAGCACAUGGAUGACCGCGUGAUCAAACUUCACGCUGGAAAUGUGCUCUCUGGAUCUAGCGCGGCGAAUGCAGGGUUCUGGAUGCGGCCGGAUAGGAAAGAUCUAGAUCUCUGGGCUGGACAUCUGGAUGGCGAAGAGGGCAGUGAGCGCUGGACGUAUCAAGGUCUUUUGCCCCAUCUCAAGCGAAUUGAGUCGCACUGGGACCGCGAGGGUAGUGAUCGCGAAGCUCAUGGAUUUGAUGGGCCGUUCAAGACGAGAACGAGUCCUGAGCUUCCGCUACGACAGCCUAUUCACGAUGGGCUUGUCUCGCUGGGUUUUGAAGAUAAUCCGGACAAUCUGAAUGGCACUCCGUUCGGGAUUGGCAGGCAUUGUGAUAACUGGACUCCGCUGAGACAGCCAGCUGCAGCGGUUUAUGAUCUUUCGGGUGUGAGUGUCAUCACGAAUGCUACGAUCCACAAGAUCUUGCUCGAGAAGAAAUACGGUCAAGAUGUCAGGGCAACGGGCGUCCAACUCGUCGACGGAAGAAAGUUCCUCGCCUCGAAAGAAGUCGUCCUCAGCUGUGGCGCAUAUCGCACGCCUCAGAUCUUAUUGCUAAGCGGCAUUGGUCCUGCAGAAGACCUCUUCCGUCACGGCAUCGAAACCAUCGUGGACAGUCCACACGUCGGCAAGACCUUCUUCGAUCACUCCGGCAUCUUCAUCCCCUGGAAACUAGACAGCGCCGCAGCCGAAGCCGGGCUCGCCAUGGGCCACCCGAAAUACAUGGCCAACCCGUCCUUCAAAGGAGCCACUCCAAUCGACUGGAUGACCAUCGGCGCCCUAGAUCCCUCCGCCCUUCAAAAGCAGCUACAAAAAGACUCCCCCACCGCCUCAAUCUCACCCACUCAUCCUUUACUGGCUCACCGAGCCCACUACUGGCUCGCAACAACCUACUACGCCUCCGGAUCCAUCUCCGGCGAAGGAAUGCAAGAAAUUCCCUUCGAUGGGAACUACAUCACCUUCAGCACGCUGAAUUUCCUGCCCACGUCUCGCGGGACGAUUACGUUAUCUUCUUCGAAUCCGCUCGAUUACCCGGUAUGUGAUCCGAAUUACUUCGCUACGGAACACGAUCGCUUCGUCCUUAGAGAGGGAAUCAGACAAAUUCUCCGCCUCGCCCAAUCCGAACCUCUACAGCCCUACCUCUCCCCAACAGACCAACUCGCUCCAACCAACUUCCCGCCCCUCUCCCUAUCCACCACGGACGCCGACCUCGACGCCCGCGUCCGCCGCUCGGCCAUAACGAUCCAUCACGGUAUGGGCUCUGCGUCCAUGGGGAAAGUCGUCGAUGCGAAGCUGAGGGUGAAGGGGGUUAGGGGUUUGAGGGUUUGUGAUGCGAGUGUUUUUCCUGGCCCGUUGAGUGCGACGCCGCAGGCGGUGGUUUAUGCUGUUGCGGAGAGUUGUGCGGAGAUGAUGGUGGGGGAGUUGGCGUGA
Zasmidium cellare ATCC 36951 is the source of this 1683-nucleotide messenger RNA. RefSeq names its product GMC oxidoreductase. The record is from RefSeq and is a predicted model, not a curated record. Bases 1 to 1683 code for a protein of 560 amino acids. The transcript has a single exon. Gene Ontology annotation, molecular function: flavin adenine dinucleotide binding; oxidoreductase activity, acting on CH-OH group of donors. NCBI's taxonomy places the organism in Eukaryota, Fungi, Ascomycota, Dothideomycetes, Mycosphaerellales, Mycosphaerellaceae.